UUACAAAGAGUCGAUCAUCCCCCUGUAAAUAAAGAUCCAAAGAUAACCAAACGUCUCCCCAAAAAAGGAAAAGCAGGACCGAGACCGCGACAAAUCGCCGAUCUUCCAGCCAUUUCCGGAGCGAGGCGGCGGCGGCCGUCGCUUCUUCUUCCUCAAGGACAUCACCAUAUAAGCACAAUGCCGUGUAGGAAGAGUGUAUUGUCCUUAGGGAACCUCUGCGUUCUGAGCAUUACCCAGCUGCUCGUAGACAUCAUUCACCUCAGCAGCGAAGACGGACAAGACAAAGCAAAGAGCAAUGACCAGCAAGAGAAAUCAACAGGUGUGACUGACCAGUCCUCAAAGGCCAGUCAGAAGCAGGACGAAGCAACAGGUGCAGCUCAGCAGAAUGACACCUCAACAAGUGCCACUGAGGAGGAGCAGGUGCAGUUACAGAACACCAAAGAAGAGAAACCACAUGCUGAAGGUACAGCUGAGGAGCCAGGACAGCCAGAUAUGUGUAAUCAUGAUGAUUCGAUAAGUCAAGUGCAGGAAACGGAGGAGAAGAAAGAUGAAAAGAUAGAGAAGGGCAAUACAGAUAGUGAUAACAGAAGAGAGAAGGAAAAUGAUCGCCAGAGUGCUGCUUCUCGAAAGGAUAUGCAGGAAAAACUAGAGACUCUAAGACAAGAGUUGGGUGUGCAGUUAACUUCGCAUUCACAUGUAAUGCUACAUGAACUCCUCUUCUCGAACAUCAUAACACGCCUAGACCUGAUGUACAUGCGGCAAAAGAAGAUACGGAAGGCAGUGCAAGACAUCCUACCUCACUUUCUCAAUUCAUCUUUGAGAGAACUUGACUUCGGCAGAACAAAGAUGUUCUCCGAGCAGGACAUGUGUAAGAUUCUGUUUGAUAACCUACACAAGGCUGUAAACCUCAGGAAGUUAAUGAUUGGACGAUCCUGUUAUUGGCGGUCAAAGAUAUUUGAAAACUUGUGCACAAAACUCACACACUUGCCUCAAUUAACAGAGUUAGGGAUUCAGUAUAUUUGCACCCCAGAAAUGAUCAGCGGCCUCUCAGAAUCAUGUCCUCUGCUGUGUGAACUAAAUUUAAAGGGUUCGGAAAAGAUAACAGACCAGCAGUGCGAGGAAAUAGCCAAGUGUUCAAGUCUCAAGAUGCUUGACAUCUCGGGGACACGGAUUACAGGAAAAGGUUGCUGGAAAAUUGUGGAUUCCAUUAAGAAUCUCUCGUGGCUGCAUCACUGUGCCUUCAACUGUAACUCCGACUCACUCCUGUUUGAAUCCAGAGCAGACCUCUUUGACCGCAUCAAGGAGCAGCUGAUCCACGGUGACGCAACCACGCUCGUGCGGCCAGACUUGAGCAUGAGGGAUGAAAGAUUCAAUCUCAAGAACUUCUGGCUCUUUAACCCCCAGACAGAAGACUUACUCACCUCGGUUCUUUUCCCGCACCUGGAGCACAUACGGCUGGAUUUUGUUUUUCAAGACAUGACAGAAGAGCCUGACGUUUCCAUGCUCACGACACAGCCAAAGCUGAAAAAACUGCAAGCCAACUUGUAUGACAGGUGUUCAGUGGACUUGGUGAGACGCAUGGUGGAAGCCUGCGGAAGUCAGCUGACUGUGCUACAUCUUCAUUUGGCUGACGACUGGUUCUUUGUUGCUGAGGCACACAAUGUUGUAGCCAGCUGCUGCCCAAAUCUUGUAAAUUUGACAUUUUCUGGUGACUAUAAGGCCAGGUACAGUCUAGAGGACAGUGAUGAGCGGUUAGACAUGGGCAUUCCAGCUCCUGCCCACCAGCACCUUGAGCACCUCAAUCUGACAGGUGUGAUUAGUAACCGCCGCCUAAGAUUUGUGCUGAGCCACACACCAGCCCUCCGCACCCUACACCUAGAUGGGGAGCUAGAAUGGCUGCAUGACGCAACCUUCACCUCCAUUCUGGAGACCAACCCACUGCCAGAUCUUGAGGAAGUCUGGUUCAACGUCUCAACCACCGUCACAUUAGGCACUGUGCGGUUGUUACUAAUGCAAGAGAACUCGCUACGAUGCAUUGGACGCCUAUGUCACAUGGGGGCUGCGACCAUGGAGGAAUACCAAGAACUGCUCAGCCUUGUACGAAAGCAUAAUUUAGACACAAAGUUAAUCUGGGUAACGGAUGAGCGGAUUAAGUAGAUGUUUAAAACAAGGAUAAAGGACUUUGUGAGAUUAUAUGAAGACCUUAAGUGAACCUUAUAUCUUUAUGUAUGGGUAAGCAUAAUAUAUGUUUGUAUAUAUGUAUAUGCUUUGUAUUGAUAUCAAAACAAUGAAAAGUGUGUGAGUGACUUAAAUGAAUGCUCUUUCUGGUCAUUAUUAUUUAUGCAAUUUUAUUUUUGUAAAGGCUCCUUCCCUUCCCAACCACAUUUUAUGCAUUAGCAAUAUGUGAAUAUGUCUACUAUAUUUACAUGAAUUUCUUCAUGCAUCUAAAAAUCAUAUUGCUGUUGUAUCUGAAGUGUAAAGAUAAUUCCGACAUUAUAAUAAUGUUAAUGAAUAUUACAAUAGGAACUACUGAGCUGCAUGCAUACACAUUAUGCAAAAGUUGAUCGGAAUUUCUGAAGGAAGUUAAGAAGAUGUUAAUUGGAUUUUUUUUGAGAUGUUUCAAAAAAAUUAGUACCUGUAUUAGAAACAAAAAGAUGUUCAAAUUUUCUUUACUAUGGUCAUAAUGGUUUUCUAUUUUAAUGUACAGUAUCUAUUUACAUAUUUAUUUCUUGCGUAUUAAAACUAAUGAUUGUUGGACAGUAAGACAGACGUUUGUUUUUAGAAAAAAAAAAUUAUUCAAUGGUGGGCUUUGUUUAUCGUUUCCCAGGUGUUAGGUUAGUUGUCUGUUUGUCAUAUGGCCUUUUGUACUGAUAAAAGUCCAGGAAAGUUGUCUGACAAUAAUUUCAUAAGUGUCUUACUCUAAAUUGUGGCUGUGAGAUAACAGAUCUAUGGAUUUUUAUUCUUUUUUAAUUGCACUUAACAAGAUUUUCGUAUUUUUGAACAUACGUGUUUUUUUCUAGAAUAUAACACUAGAAUGGAUUUGGUUUAUGUAAUGAGAAGAUGGCAACUGCUGUGGAAUACCAGAUAAUAGUAACUAGACGUUAUGCUGUAAUACAUGUAAUUACAUUAAUUUUGCCAUUUAUGCUGUUUCUGAACAAAGAUAGACUUUUUCAAAUGCAGUAUUAUAUCCACAUGAUUAUGGGGUGCACUGCAUAUCUGCAUAUAAAGAGAUAUUUAUCCAGAAUGAGAAAUAAUCAACAAGACAAGUGACUGUUAAAAUCUCUUAAGAUUGUUGUACUCUCCCUCAGACUAUAGUAUUCUGCAACAAGACUUUAACAUCGCACUUGAAUUAAUUUUAUGCUCGAGUUAAAAUUGGGUAUCAUUUCAUUGGUUCUGUAGCUUGGGUAAUUGUACAUAACUUGUAUUAUAAUGAACAAAAGUAUAUGUGAUUGCGUAAGGAAACUUAUUCUGCUGUUUAUGUAAUACUGAUGAAAGUAUAAAAUCAUGUAGCGGUUAAAAAAAAAAAAAAAAAAAA
Messenger RNA from Penaeus vannamei (Pacific white shrimp), 3535 nucleotides. RefSeq lists its product as uncharacterized. The record is from RefSeq and is a predicted model, not a curated record. NCBI's taxonomy places the organism in Eukaryota, Metazoa, Arthropoda, Malacostraca, Decapoda, Penaeidae.